Molecule: messenger RNA, 1858 nt
Organism: Ceutorhynchus assimilis (cabbage seed weevil)
Lineage: Eukaryota; Metazoa; Arthropoda; Insecta; Coleoptera; Curculionidae
Source: the annotation of a GenBank genome assembly
CGACUAUAAAACGAAGAAGUUAAGGACUCCUUAAGGCAGCCUUCAGUAAGGGAUCCUUGAGGACGCCUUCAAGGAAUGACUAUAAAUUUAACCCUAGGCCAUUCAAAAUUGUUCUACCUUGUGUAUUCCACUUGUGGAACAAAGCCACUUACUACUCGAAUUCAUUCACAACCUGUGGUGCAAACAACCCACACCAAGGCGAGAAUCAACAAGCUGUCUCAACUGGUGAAUAGGCAUAGUGGAGGGCUUCAGAUUUGUUCUACACAGCCCUUAUGAGAAUAGGCUAUCCUGUAGUAGUAGUAGUGUGUAUUAUCCUUGCCCUAGCACAAACAGAAUCCCAAACAAGAAAAAAGAAGAGUUGAGGUUAGAUAGAUGUGUAUUGUUUUGUUUACAUUUUGAUAAGGAAAAUAAAAGUGUAAAAUUUUGCCACAUUUAACGGUUAUACGACACGUAAGUAAAACGUCCUUAUCAGCGACAACCAGCGCUUAGUUAGCUUAAAUCAAUAAUGUUGAAAGCAGUGAUUUUAAUUGGCGGGCCUCUCAAAGGGACCCGGUUCCGACCCUUAUCAUUGGACAUACCAAAGCCCUUGUUCCCCGUUGCGGGCUUACCUGUAAUCCAGCACCACAUCGAAGCCUGCGCCGCCAUAAAGGAGCUAAAAGAAAUUUUGAUAAUUGGGUUUUAUCCGGUUACACAGCUGCAACAGUUUGUCAACGAUAUGCAGUUGCAAUACAAUGUGACAAUCAAGUAUUUGCAAGAGUUUACAGCCCUGGGUACUGCAGGAGGUUUGUAUCAUUUUAGAGAUCAAAUUAGAUCUGGGUCUCCUGAAGCUUUUUUUGUACUAAAUGGGGAUGUUUGUGCUGAUUUUCCUCUGAGAGAGUUGUAUAAGGCUCACAAGGAACGAUCUGAUGGUUUGCUAACAGUAAUGACUACUGAAGCUACUAGGCUACAAUCUCUCAACUUUGGCUGUAUGGUUGUGGAUAAAGGCACUCAAGAAAUCACCCAUUAUGUUGAAAAACCUAGCUCAUAUGUUUCAACUUUGAUCAAUUGUGGCAUUUAUGUUUUUUCCUUGAAAAUCUUCAAUAUUAUUGGAGAGGCUUUCAACACUAAACAAGACGAGUUUUAUAAAAAUGGCAGUAAUAAUGUCAAUAGGGAUACAGGGUAUCUUCAACUAGAACAAGACAUUUUAACACCUUUAGCAGGAAGUGGUAAAAUGUUUGCUCUACAAACCAGAAAUUGGUGGUCGCAACUAAAAACUGCUAGUUCAGCAAUUUAUGCUAAUCGUCAUUAUUUAGAACUAUACAAAGAACGCCAUCCUGAAAGGCUUGCAACAGAAAAAAAAUCUGAAAAAUGCUCCAUAACACCUGAUGUUCAUAUUGAUAAUACUGCCGUUAUACAUCCUACAGCAGUAAUUGGUCCUAAUGUCUCUGUAGGCACAGGAGUGCGUAUUGGAGCAGGAGUGAGAAUAAGAGAGAGCAUCAUUCUGGAUGCAGCUAUUAUAGAAGACCGUUCUUUAAUCUUGCACAGCAUUAUUGGCAGGAACUCUCACAUAGGCAAAUGGGCUAGGGUUGAAGGUACUCCAUCAGAUCCUGACCCUAAUAAACCUUUUGCAAAAAUGGAAAAUCCAAGGCUGUUUAACAACGAUGGAAGAUUGAAUCCUUCAAUCACUAUUCUGGGCUGUUCUGUUAGUGUUCCUUCUGAAACGAUUUUAUUGAAUUCUAUUGUUUUGCCUAAUAAGGAACUGUCAAGAAGCAUUAAAAAUGAAAUUAUUCUUUGAAGUGUUAUUGAAGAUUGAUUAUAAAGCCAAAAGUGCAAAUAUUGUCAUAAGCACAUUUUUUUAAUUAUAUAUAUCAUUAUUGAA